AUGAAGACCUUUAUCGCUUCCCUCGCCCUCCCUCUACUGGCCGCCGCGGCUCCUACUCCCCAAGCCGCCACCGACGCCAACCCGCCCUUUAGCGUGAUGGCUGUCCGCUCCGCUUCGCCCAUCCACUACUUGCAGAUGAACGCCGCCGGUCAAAAGUUCUGGCUCGGCGGCCAAACCUCGUCCUACUGCCCGACCCAAGUGCAGAACUGCCCUCCAGGUAACCAGACCGUCCUGGCGCCGGGCGGUAACUCUCUGGACGUCGAAGUUCCCGGCGGCCAACAAGUCUACGUCGAUCCCGCCGGUGCCCUGAGCUUCACCCAGGCCCACUCCGCCUCCAUCCCAGCCGGUUCUUCAGUCGGUAACCUGGCCUACGAGCCCGGUACCCCCUGGGCCCACUAUACCUUCAACGGUUGGGGUGCGAGCGGCCUCAUGGCUUGCCCGACCGAGGACAACCGCUGGCAGGUGUUUGCCGCCAUCAGCAAUGCGACCGUGCCCUCUGGUAAUGUCGGUGACUGUCUGGGUUUCUCGGCGCUGGCGCUGCCUUAUGAGGGUGACGUUCCUGCUUGGCAGUACGCUUAA
Molecule: messenger RNA, 579 nt
Organism: Penicillium brasilianum
Lineage: Eukaryota; Fungi; Ascomycota; Eurotiomycetes; Eurotiales; Aspergillaceae
Source: the annotation of a GenBank genome assembly